UCAUUGUGGUAGUAAAUGCAGUGUGGAAGAGUGACUCUACUUUUGACACGUGGGUUAACCGGAAGUUUAGUAGCGCUGUGUCCUAACGGAAGACGGGUUGUAAUUGUGGAUCUCGGACCAGCUCUGUCCAAUAUGUCCCAUACUAUUCUGCUUGUUCAGCCCACAAAGAGACCAGAAGGACGGACAUAUGCUGAUUAUGAAUCUGUUAAUGAGUGUAUGGAAGGAGUGUGUAAAAUGUAUGAAGAGCACUUGAAGAGAAUGAAUCCUAACAGUCCAUCAAUCACAUAUGACAUUAGUCAGCUGUUUGAUUUCAUCGAUGACCUGGCAGACCUCAGCUGCUUGGUGUACCGAGCUGACACACAGACGUACCAACCCAACAACAAAGACUGGAUCAAAGAGAAAAUUUAUAUAUUGCUGCGCCGCCAAGCUCAGCAAGCUGGGAAAUAAAAUGUCCCUAAAGUGAGAUUAGAUGGUUUUACUUUUCAGGAAUAUGGCAGGGAAGUUGGUCACUUUUUAAAGGGGAAAUCAUUUCUAAAGACUUAUGGGAUGAUGGCUAGAUAAUUCGAUAAAUAAUUUUCAUUUCCAGGCCUGGGUGACCACUAUGAGUUCAUUGAGGUAAUUGGAAGAAAGUUUCUUCUGGAGUUUAGUGCCUACCCUAAACUAACACAUUUAUUUCAAAUGCAGGUGAUGCUAAAGACCAUUACAAGCUGAACCAGGCAGAGUAAAGUGUUCAGAUUAAGCUCGUCAGGCCAGUAGAUGUAUAGACUGAAUUGUGUGUUUUUGUGUGUACUAUUUUGUUUCCUGCUUGUCUCUACAGAUUUUCCUCUUCCAUAAUAAAAUGGCCUUAUUUAAA
Molecule: messenger RNA, 853 nt
Organism: Hemibagrus wyckioides
Lineage: Eukaryota; Metazoa; Chordata; Actinopteri; Siluriformes; Bagridae
Product: enhancer of rudimentary homolog
Exons: 4
Coding region: 16-447 (143 amino acids)
Source: RefSeq, a predicted model, not a curated record